This is a messenger RNA of Xyrauchen texanus (razorback sucker), 1933 nucleotides long. RefSeq names its product recombination activating gene 2 (gene rag2). Gene Ontology annotation, biological process: V(D)J recombination. Gene Ontology annotation, cellular component: nucleus; DNA recombinase complex. NCBI's taxonomy places the organism in Eukaryota, Metazoa, Chordata, Actinopteri, Cypriniformes, Catostomidae. The record is from RefSeq and is a predicted model, not a curated record. The transcript is spliced from 2 exons. Gene Ontology annotation, molecular function: sequence-specific DNA binding; protein binding. The coding region runs from base 140 to 1732 and encodes 530 amino acids.
CUCAAGAUGAGCCAGUCAACCUUCACAAACACUGAGCCUCAUCCACUGUCACUAAACCAUUUGUUUUUAUAUCUGAAAUAAAAGUUACCAGCAACAAACAGCUCUCGGAGUGCACUGCCAAGGAGGUACCUGCAUAAGGAUGUCCUUAAAGUCUGUGACUGCUGUGAACUGUGCUGGCCUUAUGCAACCAGGCUGCUCCUUACUAGAGCUGGAGAAUGAUGUUUACCUCUUUGGUCAAAAGGGCUGGCCAAAACGUUCAUGUCCAACUGGGAUCUUUGGUGUGCGUCUAAAAGAUGGAGAACUCAAGCUUCGUGCCAUCUCUUUCUCAAACAACUCCUGUUAUCUCCCUCCCCUUCGAUGUCCAGCAAUAGCUCAUUUUAAACCUCGUGAUGGCAGUCCCGAAUGCUACCUCAUUCACGGUGGGCGAACACCCAACAAUGAGCUGUCCUCAAGCCUCUACAUUCUAAGUGUAGACAGCAGAGGAUGCAACCGUAAGGUUACAUUGAGAUGUCAAGAGAAAGAGCUGGUUGGAGACUCUCCUAGCGGUCGAUACGGACACACCAUCAGUGUGAUCCACAGUAGAGGAAAGACCGCUUGCAUUUUGUUUGGCGGCAGGUCCUACAUGCCUCCCACUGAGAGAACCACACAGAACUGGAACAGUGUGGUGGACUGUCCACCACAAGUUUUCCUUAUUGACCUGGAGUUUGGUUGCAGUUCGGCCCAUACCUUCCCAGAGCUUACGGAUGGCCAGUCAUUUCAUGUGGCUCUGGCAAGAGAGGACUGUGUCUACUUCCUUGGUGGCCACAUUCUCAGUUCUGAUUGCCGACCACCUCGUUUGAUACGCCUGCAUGUGGAGCUUCUCUUAGGAAGCCCUGUUAUCACCUGUGAUGUUCUUCAUGAUGGUCUGGCCAUCACCAGUGCGAUCACCACUCCCAUUGGCCACCAUGAGUACAUAAUUAUCGGUGGCUACCAAUCCGAGACCCAAAAGCGAAUGGAGUGCACCUAUGUCGGUCUGGAUGAUGUCGGAGUACACAUGGAGCCACGUGAACCUCCGCAGUGGACCACCGAGAUAUGCCAUAGUCGUACUUGGUUUGGUGGAGCCUUGGGCAAAGGAAAUGCUUUGAUGGCAGUCCCAUCAGAAGGAAAUCCAGUCCCACCCGAUGCCUACCACUUCUACCAGGUGAGCUUCCAGCACGAACAAGAUGGAGACAUGACAAUUCAGGGUUGUAGUCAGGAGUCCACUGAUUUAGAGGACUCAGCACCAUUGGAAGACUCUGAGGAGCUCUACUUUGGCCGAGAACCUCAUGAGCUUGAGUAUAGUAGUGAUGGAGAGGGUGACACAUACAAUGAGGAAGAUGAGGAGGAUGAAUCGCAGACAGGCUAUUGGAUCAAGUGCUGCCUCACCUGCCAGGUAGACCCCAACACCUGGGAGCCCUACUACUCCACUGAGCUCACCCGACCUGCAAUGAUUUUCUGCUCCAGGGGUGAAGGUGGACACUGGGUCCAUGCCCAAUGCAUGGAGCUAUCUGAAAGCCUUUUGCUCCGCCUCUCUCAAGGAAACAGCAAGUACUUUUGCCUGGAUCACGGAGGCCUGCCUAAGCAAGAAAUGACCCCACCACACCAGUUGUUGCCUUUGAAGCGAGUCCCAAUGAAGAUGAUCCACCGCAAGGCUCCAGUGUCACUAAAAAUUACCCCAGCAAAGAAGAGUUUCAUCAGAAGGCUUUUUGAUUGAGUUGUUGUUACAUUCCCUAUAUCAUCUCAUAAUAUGAAACAUGUGUUAAAAAAAUUAUUCCUAUUGGACAAAGCUUGGUUAACAUUGUUUAUUGUAAUAAUUUUUAUUUUGGGUUUUAUAUAAGCAAAAAAGUGUAUUUUUCAGACUGAUUAAAAUGACAGAAAUUUAACGAUGAUUAAAUGAAUAAAUAAGCUUAUAAGU